Messenger RNA from Pungitius pungitius (ninespine stickleback), 3982 nucleotides. RefSeq names its product cylindromatosis (turban tumor syndrome), like (gene cyldl). Gene Ontology annotation, molecular function: cysteine-type deubiquitinase activity; K63-linked deubiquitinase activity. NCBI's taxonomy places the organism in Eukaryota, Metazoa, Chordata, Actinopteri, Perciformes, Gasterosteidae. Gene Ontology annotation, biological process: protein K63-linked deubiquitination. The transcript has 14 exons. The record is from RefSeq and is a predicted model, not a curated record. The coding region runs from base 323 to 2581 and encodes 752 amino acids. Gene Ontology annotation, cellular component: cytosol.
CGCUGCCUGUCAACAUGUUUCAAAACAGCAACGUCACUCGCAAAAUGUGUUCUUGACAUUGAUGAAGUCUCUCGCUGAAGUACUUCCAAGUAUUGCGAAGACGUUGUUUCGCUGGUUUACAACAACGACAACAACAACAACCACUUCAGCAAACUGCCAUCUUUAUCGAGACAAGUGUGGCGGCCGAUGACGCCGCAGUGAAAUGAAAUGAAACGGGAAGUGAAACUAAAGGCGACUGGUUAGGACCCACAUAGAGAAGCUCCGAGACAACACGUAAAACAAAUGUAAAAGGUGCUGCACUCUUUCGGUACCCCUCAGAAACAUGACGUCACAACUGUACUUCAUCGUAACAAGAACGCCCGAAUACCACCGACACGUCUCUCCUGGCCGCAUAUGCCACAUAAGUGAAGCGAGGCACAGAUCACUGACAAAAAAAUCCGCUCCCACGAAGUUGUCCGUCUACCUCUGGGGCUCAAGCGAUGUGUGGGACCGUGAAAUAGAGGCGGGCAGCCUGGAGGAGCUGAGUGCAGAGGAAGCCGAGCUGCUGCAGGCCCUGCCGGACGACCCGGAGAGGCUGAAGUGGUUCAGAGAGAGAGAAUCCCUUCAGGCGGCUCGAGGACUCGCGGUGGGCACCGCCGUGACGGUCCUCCAAGGAAAAGAGUGGCUGAGAGGCAUCGUUCGCUUCAUCGGAAGAACCCCAACCCUCCCGUAUGCCGCUCCUCCACCAGGCUGGUUCUUUGGCAUUGAGCUGCAGGGAGAAGACCGGGGCAAGGGGGAUACUGAUGGGAUCUGCCAGAAUAAAACCCUUUUCCCCUGUGCAAAAGAUUGUGGCAUUUUUGCCCCAUUCACCCGAGUCCGGCCUGUGGUACCCAGCUCCUUGUCCCCUUCCAGCCCGAAGCACUCCCAAACAGGAGCGGUAGCUCCAGGAGACAGAGUCACUUACUUCUUCCAUGAUAAGUGGCAGCAUGGAAUGGUGUUGCAUGUGAAGGAAGAGGACGCAGAACCUUGUGUUCGGAUCUCCACAGACACAAAUGACGAAGUCGAUGUUCCACUACACACCGUAGCACCAGAGAGCAAGGGCACUGAGACCCCUCCAGUGGAAAAAGACACCGCGGAUCUGAGCCUGAGCUCUGUGGUGGAGGUGUCCUUGGCUAAGGGCACCUCUUAUGGAAUUAUCCGCUGGAUCGGCACUCCGCUUGGUUGUGUGGAAACCAUGGCUGGCCUCGAGCUGGACGAACCCGAUGGAGUGAGUGAUGGCACCUUCAAAAGCGAGCGUCUCUUUCAUUGUGCCCCGAGGAAAGCACUGUUCGUGAAGCUUAGGUCUUGCCGCCCUGACUCGCGAUUUCAGAGUACAUCGGCACAUUGCAGCGAGAAGAUGCUCGAAACGGACGCUUCAGGUCAGGACAACACAGGGGGAGACUCAGAGCACAGCACAGGGAUGCUGGGGACCGUUCCUCCUAUCAGCACUGAGCAGGUCAACCACAUCCUGAUUGGAAGAAUGAAGGGGAUCCAAGGCCACUACAACUCCUGCUACAUGGAUGCUGCCCUUUUCAGCUUGUUUUCCUGCUCCUCCGUGUUAGACGCAAUGCUGUUUAAACCCACAGAACCGCAAGAUUCCCCCAUUCAGAGCACACUGCUCAACGACAUCGUUAAUCCCCUCCGCACAAAGGGCUUUGUGGAAGGUCGGCACAUCAUGAAGCUCCGGCAGCAGCUACAGAACCACGGCUACAGUAAAUCUUUCACCACAGAUGAGAAGGAUCCAGAGGAGUUUCUUACUGUCAUCAUGCACCAUAUUCUCGCACUGGAUCCUCUACUCAAACUCUCCUUGGGCGGUAAAGUGCAGGAAAGUUACUGCUACCAGAUCUUCUUAGACCAGAACCACAGCCUGGUGCUGCCCACAGUCCAGCAGCUGCUUGAGCAUUCCUUCCACAAUGCAGGACUGAAACUGGCCGAGGUGCCUCCCUGCUUCAUCCUCCAGAUGCCUCGCUUUGGAAAGAAAUUCAAGAUGUUUGACAGGAUCAUUCCAUCUCUGGAGCUGGACGUCACUAACCUUCUCUCUGAAGGUCCUCAGCAGUGCAUGCUGUGUGGAGACUUGGCACAGGCAGAGUGCACCGACUGUUUCAAAGAUCCCAUAUUCAGUCAGACGGGAUUCAAAAUCUUCUGCCAGAAGUGUUGGUCACAGGUGCACGCUCAUCCUCAACGCCGGUCCCAUCAACCAGUCGCUCUGGACAUCCCCAAGGGCUAUUUGAGUCACGGCGUAACUCACACUCUCAUCAGGGACAAGCUGGAGCUGUUCGCUGUGCUCUGCAUCGAGACGAGCCACUACGUGUCCUUCAUCAAGCACGGACCCAACAGCCAAGACUGGAUCUUCUUCGACAGCAUGGCAGACAGACAGGGAGAGAAAGACGGAUUCAACAUCCCGGAGGUUCACGCCUGCCCCGAGGUUGGCACGUACCUGGAAAUGUCUCCCACGGAGCUGGCCAAUCAGGUGCCUCGGGACAUGAAAGGUGUGGCCAAACGUCUCUUUUGUGACGCCUACAUGUACCUGUAUCAGAGCCCCAACAUGUGUCUCUAUCGCUGAGGGGACACCACCCCACAGCUUGCUUACUGCAUAACUUAAAAAAAUUAAAAUUAAAAUAAAUUGGAGAAGAAUAUCAGUUGCCUUUGCUCUUCAUCAACCUUUGUGCAAAGGUAUGUUGUUCUUAUGAAUGUGUGGAAGUACACACAUGAACAUUCAAAUUGUGUGUGUGCGCUGUUUUUAUUUUUAUUUGGAUAAACCUAACAUUAUAUAUAUAUAUUUUUAUUUUCUGCUGUGGGGCAGGGAUGUCAUUUUCCGGCUAAUUUAAAACAAUAUUGUUUUCCUGUCUGUUCUACUGUAUGAAGGAAGAAAAAAUUGACAAUCACUGACAUGUGGGAGAAAAGAUAAAGAUAGUACUUUAUUAUUAUUUUGUAGUUCACUGCUUCCUCAUGGUGUUUGAACUUCAUCUUUUAAAGCUUAUAUUUACAAUUUUUAUACCGAGAUGAAUUGAGUGUUGCAAAUGAAAACACCAGAAGAAGAAAGCAUAAUAAUGAUUUACCAGUGGCAUUUUUUAAACUGUUAUUGCACACAAAGAUGUGAUUUUUCUAAUAAGGGCUUGACCGGUUCCUUUAUUAAGUUGAGAAACACUUGGUCAGAUUCCUUACAGCUUUCAACAUGAUACUGAUUUCUUGUAUGAAGUCCAUAGUUCUUUUUUUUCUUUUCAUAUUUAGUUAAUAUAAAAUCCAAUAUUUGGUCACAUCUAUCAUGUAAAGAAAUACAUUUGCUGGGGUCAAACAUUCAUAGGAGAAUCGCUUCUAUGGUUCACUGCCGUCUUGAUGCACAUGUCUCAACCUUGUUUGAGCACCACUGGUUGCUGGUUCCAGAUCCAGAAUUUCUCAGAGAAAAACAUUUUUCGUACGUUUCUGGGCCGAUCUUUUGUAUUUGGGGAAGAAUCGUGUGAGCACAAUAUAGGAUUUGUAGCAGAGCAUUUUUAUUUUCUAUACAUAUUUAGUGUCUGGAGGGGAACUUAAAAAUGGAGGGAGGUGUGCCGGUGUUGUCCGAGUAUGUUGUGUUAUUUUUCAUGAUUUUCAGUUAAUUUAUGAACCAUGUUCAUAAAUGUUAAACAAUGUUGAUAAAACACAAUAUUCCAGAACAAAACAUGAUUACAGGGACCAGGUUGAAAAAUACGGAGAAAAUCUCCCUUUUGAAAAUCAUAUUUUUAUUUUGAUUAAAUAUGAAAGUCUGAUGUUGUUACAUCAGUACACAGCAUCAUUAUCACGUCAAUUUUAGGAAGGAAAAUUAGACAUUUCUGGCUAUUCAGAUGAUCAGACCAUGUACCCUUACACGAGCCUUCUGAUUGUUGAAUCAGUUGAAUAAAAAAAUGUUUUCCUUUGUUUUUGAUAUCCAACCAAUCAUGUACACAUUACUGAUGCAUAAUUGCACAAUAUAAAUAUUGAAAAAGUU